Ichthyophthirius multifiliis is the source of this 1336-nucleotide messenger RNA. RefSeq lists its product as hypothetical. Gene Ontology annotation, biological process: UDP-N-acetylglucosamine biosynthetic process. NCBI's taxonomy places the organism in Eukaryota, Ciliophora, Oligohymenophorea, Hymenostomatida. The transcript has 4 exons. The record is from RefSeq and is a predicted model, not a curated record. Gene Ontology annotation, molecular function: UDP-N-acetylglucosamine diphosphorylase activity.
AAUGAUUUUAAAAUCAAUUAUAGAAGUACAAUAAUUUAUAGAAUCUAUUGGUUAAUCUCAUCUUUUAAAAGACUUUAAUAAGUAUAAUUCUCAAUAAUAGUAGGAGUUUAUAGAUUAAAUAAAUAAACUAAAUCAGACAUAUCCUGGAGGACUUAAAGAAUAUACUGAACGUGCUAAAAAACUAUUAAAGGAAGCUUGUGAAAAUGUUAAUCCUUAUGAAGGAUUCUAACCAGAAGUCCCAGUAGGACAAUAAAUAAAUUUCUCCUCAUUUGAAGAAGUUGAAAAAUAUGAAAGUGUUGGAAGAGAAGAACUUAGAUCAACUGGAUUUGUACUUGUAGCAGGAGGUUUAGGUGAACGGUUAGGUUAUUAGGGAAUCAAAAUAGGAAUUCCUAUUGAAUUAACUACCAGAUAAACAUUCCUAGAGUACUAUAUGGAUUUUAUAAAAGCUUAUGGGAAUGAAACUGAACUUGCAAUCAUGACAUCUGAUGAUACAUAUAAACUUACAAUUGAAUUAUUAGAAAAAAAUAAUUAUUUUAACUUCCCUAAAGAACGUUUAACAAUAAUGAAAUAAGAAAAAGUACCUGCAAUGCUUGAUAAUGAUGCUAGAUUUGCUCAAAUACCUAAUUCUUUAUUGAUAGAAACAAAACCACAUGGUCAUGGAGAUGUACAUACUUUAUUACAUUAACAUAAAUUGACAGAAAAAUGGUUAAAGCAAGGAAAAAAAUGGGUUAUAUUUUUCCAAGAUACAAAUCCAUUAGUAUUUAGGUCUUUACCAUCAGUUUUGGGAGUAUCUAAAAGUAAAAAUUUAGAAGUAAAUUCAAUUACUGUCCCUAGAAAACCUGGGGAGGCAGUAGGAGCAAUAUGUAAAUUAGUUGGAAAGGACAAUUUUUCUUUAAAUGAAUAUCAUCAUACUCUUGAAAAAACCAAAGGAAAUAUUUCUGAAUUUAUAAAUCCUAAAUAUGCUGAUGCUUCUAAAACAGUAUUUAAAAGUGCAACCAGGCUCGAAUGUAUGAUGUAGGACUAUCCAAAAUUACUUGAUAGUGGAGAUAGAGUAGGUUUCACUUAAGUUGCUAGAAAUUUUUGCUUUUCAACUUGCAAAAACGAUAUUAAAACUGCUUAAUAAAAGUUCAUUUAAAAUAUGCCUGCUGAAUGUGCUUCUGUCCUCGAUUCUUUUGUUUUUGAUUAAAAUUCCCUUAAAAAUUUAAAUGAGCUCAUUAUUGAUGGAUAAUUUGGACUCCCAAAUAACUGUUAGUCAAAAGAAAAAUAUAGAAAAUUUGUUCCUAUUGGUUAAGAUGCACCCUAAUAUUUAUAGAUUAGAGGUUACGAUGUAGUUUGA